Oreochromis niloticus (Nile tilapia) is the source of this 1712-nucleotide messenger RNA. It is a transcript of the gene cldn34a, whose product is annotated as claudin 34a. The record is from RefSeq and is a predicted model, not a curated record. The transcript is spliced from 2 exons. Gene Ontology annotation, molecular function: structural molecule activity. Lineage: Eukaryota; Metazoa; Chordata; Actinopteri; Cichliformes; Cichlidae. Gene Ontology annotation, cellular component: bicellular tight junction; membrane. The coding region runs from base 618 to 1349 and encodes 243 amino acids.
UUCUCAAAAGUUUGAACACAUUUCCAGAAGCUGUGGCUCAGUUUCUCACAGCUCUAAACAUAAAUUAAGUGAUGAUCCUGGUCAAAAACUCAAGUAUCUUGCAAAAUAAAAUGCAGCAGUUUUCACCUACAGCAUGUACUGUAUGUAUAGUGAGAAACACUGCAUAGAAAAUCAACGCACAGAUACAAAAAGAUCACGGCAAAAUUUUGAAAUGGUUCUUUAUUUGUCAAAGUGUUCACCUGAUUUUUUUUUUUUUUUCAAAGACAAAAACUGCAGUGAAAAGGAAACUCCGCACUGGCAAUCAGUGUGUCACAUUUUUAGGCUGGUGUUUGUAGGUGAACAAAACUGCAACUUAGAUUAACAUCUGAGUGAGAUUGGUGGAUCAGCGCUCAAGAUGCUGUUCACUUUUUCACUUUGUACAGCCCGAAGGUGUGGGAAGCCAGAUCAGGCGCCCCCCUUCUGUCUCUGCUCUCUCCCAUCUUAUCUGACUUACUUGUCUUACUUCUCUCUAUCACCUUUUCUGUCCCUUUGAAGAAAUGAGGCUCCAUAAAUGUUAAAGAGGAGUGAUGGCUCCAGCGAUCGGUCGCUCUGAGAAUUAGUGGUCACGCUGGACAACAAUGCUUUACCUCACUCACACGGCUCACUGGCAGUUCCUGGGCCUGAUAGUUGGAUUCCUGGCAUGGAUCCUCACCAUGACCACCGCCGGCCUCAACGAGUGGCGUCUCUGGCGAGUAGGCAAUGCGACAAUCAUCAGCUCUGGUGAGGCCUGGGUUGGUAUUUGGAGGAUGUGUUUCUACAGUCAUGUCCUUCCCGAUAUGGAGAACUGUCGAAGCAUCAGCAUUUCGGACAGCUUUCUUCCCGUGGAGAUCCCCGUGGCUCAGGUGCUGAUGAUGCUCGCGGCCAUCUUUGGUCUUGCCGCGAACAUCUGUGCUGCAGUGGCGGUGAGGAUGGCCUACUUCUCUGUUGAAGAUCGCAGGAGCAUCAGGCUGGUCUUCCUGCUGGCGGGGGCGCUGUAUUUGCUCACAGGGACGUCCUCCUUGGUGCCACUGGCGUGGAACAUGAACUCUGUGCUGAAAAACAGCACCAUAGACUUUCCUCCUGAGUUCCAAAUUCCUGCUCCUCCUGUCAGCCAGCGAGUUGGCUCAGCCAUUGGAGUGGGCCUCUGCGCCUCCGUUGCGACACUCUUAAGUGGCCUGCUUUUCUUUUGCUACAGGUACGCUUGGUGGGGCGUGAGCACAGCGGGCCCUGGCGACCAGCUCAAUGGCCCCUGGACAGUGACAACACUGCCACGCAAAUCUGAACUGGUAAAUAGAGCAGGCAUGGAUAACGCUGCCUUUCACAGUGAAUAAAACUCAAGAGAAUGAAAUCUGUGAAGGGAGACUGACUUUAGGCCUUUUUGUUUUCUUUUGUAUUUUUUAAAAAGAGGCUUGGUUUGAUACUGGAACUAAAAGGAAGACUGACUUGCCAUAUCUCAACCAGAAAACCAAAACAAAGAGAUAACAGAUUCUAAAAUUCCUUGUGAACAUACAAGGAAUAUUGAUCAAUCGUAAUUUUACCAUAAAAACAAAGAUUUCACUGUACUGAAAAUAAAAGCCAGUGACUAUUUGCCCUAUAGUUUCUAUUUUAGGUUUAUGUGACUUUUAAAGCUACAGGAUUGAAGUUCAGGGAUGGCUGCUUAUCUACAAAAGUAAUAAUAAACUUUAUCUCUGUUA